UUUUGGAUUUCACCUUUUGUGAUUUGGACAACAUGGUCCUGGCUGGCCUGAAAGUGAUAAGAGCCUCUCUCCCCCAGGCUUUGUGACACCAGUGCUGAGUCAUAGAGGUCCUGCCAGCCCCUAAGAGAAACCCUUUCUCCUUUCCUGGUGAUGCCUUUACCCCUUGGGCAGAGUUUGGCCCUAGUGCGACUGACGGAGGAAGAUGGAGUUUCUUGGAACCACUCAGACUGCCAGUUACUGUGGCCCCAAGAAACCUUGUGGUCUGACCACGCUGCCGGCAGCUAUACAGGAUCCGAUAAUCCAGGAGACCUACCAGCCCUAUUACCUGCCAGGGUACCGCUACCUCAACUGCUGGAGACCCAGCCUCUUCUACAGGAUCUCCAAUGCCCAGCCCUGUCCAGAUGAGUGCCACAGCGCACUGAGGCCACCCACCAUCCUGCCAGCACUCCGCUCUGCGCUUUUCUGUCGCUACAGCCCCCAGGACUGGGACAAAUCCAACCAGCUGCAGGUGCGUGGGGCUGAGGCCUCCCGGCUGUGGGCUGGCCGGCUGACGGGCGACUCCAUGCGGCUCAUGCAAGAUAAGGACCAGCUGACGCGCCAGAUGCAGGAGGGGACCUCCCGGAACCUGAGCCAGAGGCUGUCAGACAUUGGCUUCUGGAAGUCUGAGCUGGGCUACGAGCUGGAGCGGCUCCUGACUGAGAACCAUAACAUGGACACGGUCAAGAGGCGGCUGGAGUGUGCUGCCGAGGAGGUGAACUGUCCCCUGCAGGUGGCCCUGGAGUGUCUAUACCUCCGGGAGAAGAGGAUCGGGAUUGAUUUGGUCCAUGACAACGUGGAGAAAAACCUCAUCCAGGAAGUAGAUUUGCUAAAAUGUUGCCAAGAACGGAUGAGAAAAUUAGCUCAAAGAAUUGAUAUCCAGAUGCGGGAUAACCGAGAUGCUCAGCACGCUCUGGAGAGGGACCUUGAGGACAAAUGCUCAGCCCAGUUUAUUGAUGAGAAGUGCUUCAACCUGAGAAACACGUCGGAUUGCAUCAGCUUCUUCCAUGGCGUGGAGAGAGUGGAUGGCACGGUGUCGGUACCCGAGACCUGGGCCAAGUUCAGCAACGACAACAUCAGGCACUCUCAGAGCAUGCGGGCCAACUCCAUCCGGCUGCGCGAGGAGGCGGAGCACCUGAUGGAGACCCUGUCGGAUCAGAUGUGGCGGCAGUUUACAGACACCAACCUGGCCUUCAACGCUCGCAUCUCUGAGGUGACGGACGUGAAGAAUAAGCUGCAGACGCAGUUGGCAAAGACGCUGCAGGAGAUCUUCCAGGCAGAGAACACCAUCGUGCUGCUGGAGCGGUCCAUCAUGGCCAAGGAGUGCCCGCUGAAGGUGGCGCAGACGCGGCUGGAGUGCCGGUCACGGCGUCCCAAUGUGGAGCUGUGCAGGGACAUGCCGCAGUUCAAGCUCGUGAAUGAGGUGUUCACCAUCGAUGACACCCUGCAGACCCUCAAGCUGAGGCUGCGGGAGACACAGGACACGCUGCAGCUGCUGGUCAUGAGCAAGUCGCGGCUGGAGCACGAGCUGGCCAUCAAGGCCAACACCCUGUGCAUCGACAAGGACAGGUGCAUGGCCAUGCGCAGGACCUUCCCCAGCACGCCGCGCCUGGUGGGCUCCUGCUGAGAGCCGCUGCUGCCGGGCAGUGCCUGCUCUGGGCUGGCUUCUCACACGCCAGGAAAUUUGAAAAGGCCAAAAAACUAAUAAAAAAGUAUCAUUUUCUCCUUUUCCUCCUAUUAUGAAAUAUAUAUAAAGAGCUCAAAUAAAUGUGCC
Messenger RNA from Tupaia belangeri chinensis (Chinese tree shrew), 1810 nucleotides. It is a transcript of the gene TEKT5, whose product is annotated as tektin 5. The transcript is spliced from 7 exons. The coding region runs from base 203 to 1663 and encodes 486 amino acids. Gene Ontology annotation, cellular component: sperm flagellum; nucleus; microtubule cytoskeleton. Gene Ontology annotation, biological process: cilium assembly; cilium movement involved in cell motility. NCBI's taxonomy places the organism in Eukaryota, Metazoa, Chordata, Mammalia, Scandentia, Tupaiidae. The record is from RefSeq and is a predicted model, not a curated record.